AUGGGGGGGGUAGACAAGCCGCCCCCGGGCGGGGGGGGCGCGGGGGGCCUGCUGGCACUGCCGCUGGAGCUGCUGCUGGAGAUCUGCGGGUACCUGGGGGCGCGGGAGGUGCGGGGGGUCCUGCCCCACGUCUGCCGGGCGCUGCGGGAGGUGGCCCGGGACGCCGUGGCCUGGCGGCUCCGUCUGCAGCGCAGUGCCCGGGGCCCCUUCCCCGUCCUGGAAGAGGAGGGGUUCGACUGGUCGGCCGCCUGCGUGGACCUGGAGGAGCACCUGCAGCGCUGGGGGGGCGGCGGGACCCCCAUGGAGCACUUCUCCCUGGACGAGGGACACUUUGCCUCCGUUGACUCUGUCCUUCUGCUGCAGGGAGGGACCCUCUGCGUUUCAGGCGCCCGCGACCGCAACGUCAACCUGUGGGACCUGCGGCAGCUGGGCCGGGCCCCUGGCAAGGUGCUGGUGAAGGCACUGGGCACCGAGCGCAACGGGACUCACAAGGGCUGGGUCUGGUGUUUGGCCUCCCAAGACAACAAGGUGUGCUCGGGCUCGUGGGACAGCACUGUGAAGCUGUGGGACCUGGAAGCCGAGGGGCAGCAGUUUGGGGAGAUCAGGGAGAAGGCAGCUGUGCUGUGCCUAUCCUACCGCCCCGACGUCCUUGUCACCGGGACGUAUGACAAGACGGUGACUGUUUACGACCCGCGAGCCGGCCAGGCUCUGGUGUGCAGCUACAAGCCCCAUGCUAGCGCCGUUCUGUCCUUGGCGGCUGAUGACCGGCUCAUCGUGUCAGGCAGCGAGGACCGGACUCUUGUUGUCUUUGACCGACGGGGCGAUGGGGUCCUUCAGCGGCUGCAGCUGGAAAACUACCUGCUCUCCAUGUCGUACCAGGGGACGCAGCUCUGGGCAGGGGACAACCACGGCCGAGUGUACGUCUUCAGGAACAGCACUGGCAGCUUCCAGCCCGCCCGGUACUUUGACGUGGGGCACCGGUUGCAGAUCACGGGGCUCUGGCACUCGCUGGGGUCCCUCUAUACCACGUCCACCGACAGGACGCUGCGGAUACACGUCCCUACAGACCCUCCCCGCACCAUUUGCUCCUGGACGCAUGACGACGUGCUUAAUGGGAUCAGCGUGGAGGGCGACGUGGUGGCAGCUGCCUCGGGAGGCCUCUCGGUCGAGGUGUGGAGGCUCCGGACCUGACAUGCCGCUAUGGCCACAUGCUCACACUCUCACACUGCCUGGGAAGCGGGGCUGGGGGGGCU
Messenger RNA from Haliaeetus leucocephalus (bald eagle), 1253 nucleotides. RefSeq names its product F-box and WD repeat domain containing 9 (gene FBXW9). Gene Ontology annotation, cellular component: preribosome, large subunit precursor. The record is from RefSeq and is a predicted model, not a curated record. Gene Ontology annotation, molecular function: protein binding. Bases 1 to 1191 code for a protein of 396 amino acids. Lineage: Eukaryota; Metazoa; Chordata; Aves; Accipitriformes; Accipitridae. The transcript is spliced from 11 exons.